GGCGACCACAUAUAUUGUCAAAGAAUGGGGGGUCUAUACGAUCACCAUGGAAUAUAUGUGGGCGACGACAUGGUGAUUCAUCUCCAAGGAAAAGGAAAGAAACUUAGCGCUCCAUCUCCAUGCAACAAAUGUGGAAACAAGCGAUUCAUCAAUGGUGAAAUAGAAAAAGUAUGCAUCGACUGUUUCCUCGAAGGAGAAACAGUUCAAAUCUAUGACUAUGGAAUUCCUUUUAUUGAAUUCGCUAACAGAAAACUCGGCACCUGCUCUAGUAUCCCGUCCAAACCUCCCCAUGAAGUUAUCGCGACUGCCGUCAAUUACCUCGAAAAAGGGUUUGCCCCGUACGACAUGAUCUCAAACAAUUGCGAGCACUUCGCCGUGUAUUGCAAGACGGGGACCGCCGUGAGCCACCAGGUUGUACUCCAUACAUGUAAUAUAUUGUAAUAUAUUUUUGUUGGGUUUUGUAUUAAA
Molecule: messenger RNA, 468 nt
Organism: Hibiscus syriacus
Lineage: Eukaryota; Viridiplantae; Streptophyta; Magnoliopsida; Malvales; Malvaceae
Product: lecithin retinol acyltransferase-like
Exons: 2
Coding region: 25-441 (138 amino acids)
Source: RefSeq, a predicted model, not a curated record